Messenger RNA from Schistocerca cancellata (South American locust), 2663 nucleotides. Its product is annotated as leucine zipper transcription factor-like protein 1. The record is from RefSeq and is a predicted model, not a curated record. Lineage: Eukaryota; Metazoa; Arthropoda; Insecta; Orthoptera; Acrididae. The coding region runs from base 304 to 1287 and encodes 327 amino acids. Gene Ontology annotation, biological process: negative regulation of protein localization to cilium. The transcript has 7 exons. Gene Ontology annotation, cellular component: cytoplasm.
CCAAAGCUCUUAGCGCGUGUUGUAAAUUUGUAUAUUUUAAUUAUUAUCAUCAUUGAUAAUGCGAACUGCUGCAAACGGAUUUUAAGGAAGGGCAGCUUGCGGCGUGUAUAAAUAUUUAGGGUGAUGGACGUCCGUUAGGAUGUAAAGAGUUGUUUGCCAAAGCCCCAAAGAAUAAACACAUACCCACACAACUAACGCAUUGAAAACACGUAGUUGAAGUUGUUGCGAAGUCGCUUUUGUAUUUUGCGUUUUUGGUUUAAUAAACGUAAUUACUGUAGUCUGUCAAGUGUCAACUAAGCAGACAUGGCGGAACUGGGACUAAAUGAGCAACACCAAUCGCUAAUUAUGACAUAUAUCAGAUUCGCUAAGCAUCAGCGUGCACAAAAUUUGAAGGCAGUGUAUUGUGCAUUCCAAGACGUAAUAGAAUCUAGGCUGUCGGAGGAGACGUACACGGCGGAGGAGGUGCGGGAGCUGCUGUGCGGGCUGCGUGAGGCGGUGCGCGCCGACGUGGAGGCGGAGCUGAUGAGCCACGGGCGCGCCACCGCACUGCUGCUGCGCCAGCUGCUGGCCCAGGCCGAGCGCUGGCACCUGCGCCUCUCCGCCGACAUGUCGCAGCUGCAAGACAGAGAACAACUGGAGCAGGUGGCAGCACUGGAGGAGACGGGAGCGGCUCCCGAGCGGCCGCUGCCGGCGGGCGGGCGGCUGGCCCCGCUGGGCGCAGACGGCGGCCGGGACGCGGGCGGGGCGCCUGCGCUGCUGACUGCGGAGGUGCGGCGACUGGAGGCGCACUGUGGCUCCCUGCAGGAGCAGCUGGAGGAGGCGCGCCUUCUGGCUCAGGUUAGGCAGCAGCAGAUAAUUCGCCUGAACGACGAACUGGACUCUGCGAGAGAGAAGCUCGCCGUGGCUGCUGCCUCUUCUCAACUCGCCAAGGAACAGCAGGAGGCCGCGGUCUCCAGUGACCGCAUCCCCGAGCUGGAGGAGCAGAUCUCACAGCUAUCUCUCAGUCUGUCAGACAGUGAAACUGUGAGAACUGACGUUGAGCACCAGCUGGCGGACACGAGGGAGGAACUCGAGGCUGUGAAGUCGAGACUGACGCUGGCGGAGAAGGAGCUGGAAAGCAAAUUCUGUGAGACGACAGCUUACACUAACAUGAAGCGUAUGCUCGCGAGCAAGAAUGAACAGCUGCGUGAGCUGCGAUUGAGGCUGCGUGUCCUGGGAGAAGGAGGAGGCAAGAGCAGCAUAGCCGAUGGCGAUGCUGAGGGAGAAGUGUCGGAAGACGAAAACUGAGUUCGGAGUGGAGAGAUAUCACCUGAUAUGGCAUUGAGACCUGAAAAUGGAAUGUGGAUGUAACAGGUCUCUGAUGGAAGUACUUAAUUUUUAGAAGUGUUAUCUGACUAGUGGUACAUAGUAGUCAAACAAUCUGUGUGACUUUUUGCUACCACAGUAUUUGUGGAAAAUUUGGCUUAUAUUCUUCAAAUAAUUGUUAGUGGCACAUAAAAAUGCUUUGCACUGCUGACUGAAGUCUAAAAUGUGUGUGGAAAUCAUUGUUUCUCCAAAAACUUUAUUUAAUAAAUAAAAGACCUGAUCCUCACUGAUGUCAAAUCUUAAUGUUGUAGCUUAAUAACAGAUGAGAAGGUGAAGGGGAGAAGGUAAAGCAAUUGGGCAUUUCUUACUACACAGGCAAAUUGUGCUUGUUCUUGAGUUAGUAAUAUUAAUAAUAACUAGUAUCGUCUGUGGUCUAAAUAGGACCAGUUGCAUCAGUGGAUCUGAUAUGUGGUGAUAAAUGUCAUGUAUCUUAUAAAGCGUCUGAAAGUUUAAUCUCAGAUCUGAUCUGUGGCAAAUGCUGCAUUGUAGCUAGAUGUAUUCUUGAAAUAUUUCUUUGAUUUCUCUUUAAUUGUUCAGUCAUUUGAAGGGAGUCUUCAAUACACUGCUCUGAAAAAUAAAUAUUGUGUUAAUAGCGGCAAAUUAACUUUACCCUUAUGACAACACAGUGUGAAUACUGUUGUAUCGUGUGAAGUUACCCUCAGAUGCCAAAUGAUUUGCAAUAGAUCUUCACUGUAAAUUCAUCAAACCACAAUUACAGUUCUCAGAAGUAUUUGUAAUUAUGUUCAGUGCACAUUUAAACCUAUCUUAAAGAACAACAAUAGAAUUAACAUUAUCAACAUCUGCAAAUCCUAUUACUCAGAAUGAAGAUAGUGAAAAUUAGGGGCACUCUAAAUUUUGUGGUGACAGCAGCAAACAAACACAGAAUUAGUUCCAUUUACUCUUAGACCAAAUGGCACUAAUAAACAAUGUUUGUUGUUCCUGACUGCUUCGUUACUAUAUUUCGUUUUCCGCUGUUGACAACAUCAACAAUGUAACAGUUGUGGCCCUGUAGCUUCAUGAAACACUGAUACUUUUGUGUGUCACUUCUGUCACACCACCUAAUUGUUAUGCAUAGUAGAAGUAGGUAGCAACGUCAGAGACAAAGGAAAACUUUUCAAAUGUGUUUGUCUGCUCCUAAUAUCUAUUUAUAUAUAUGAUUUUUUUUCUUUUGUGCACAUGUACAGCAAAGUUCCUUUGGAAUUAUAUAAGUUUCAAUGGCCUCCUUUUAUAAUUAAUUUUAAAAAUUGGCACUUCAAUUUUUGAUGUUCACAUAUCAAUAUUAUGAUUGUUAAAUAAAG